UAUUUCAACCAUCUGAUCUUCGCACGGCUAUAUAUGACACAUCAAACUAUUUUUAUUAUAUUGCUUAUGGUCUACUCGUUUAUGUGUCACUUUUCUUUUAUUUUAUGACUUGUUAUACUGACCCUGGUUAUGUACCAUAUAAACGAAUACCUAAUUGGACUGGAGGCAUGAUGUCAACAUCAGACGAUGAUGAUGAGAAUGAAGGUAAUGGACAACAGCCAGUGACAACUAGUAACAAUUAUUUACGCAAAUGUCUUUUGUGCAAUAUUGAACAACCUCUUCGAAGUCAUCAUUGUGACUUUUGUAAUCGAUGUGUACUCAAAUAUGAUCAUCAUUGUCCAUAUUUAGAAACAUGUAUCGGUGAAUAUAAUCAUUGUUAUUUUUGGUGUUUUCUUCUUACAACAGAUAUACUUAUUGUAUGGUCAAUUAUGUUAUGCAGUGGUUCAUUUGUACCAUUCAGUGAUUGGUCGUCAUGGUUACAUAUAAAUAAAUUUCGUUUAUUUGCAAUGCAUGUUCUUAUUAUAUCCCUAUGUGCAACAACAAUACUUUUAUGUAUUCAUUCAGUUUUUGCUUUAACUAAUUCAACAACGUGGGAACGUGUAUCAAGACAUCGUAUAACAUAUUUAAAUCGUUUACCAAAUGAAGAUCUUAAUCCAUUUCAUCAAGGUUAUUGUCAUAAUUUUUUUUAUUCAUUUUUAUGUCGUCGUAUUAAAGAACAACAAUGGGAUAUUGUUUAUAAAAAACGUGUAGAAGAACAUGUUACUUUAUAUAUGUAA
This is a messenger RNA of Rotaria sordida, 776 nucleotides long. The record is from the annotation of a GenBank genome assembly. NCBI's taxonomy places the organism in Eukaryota, Metazoa, Rotifera, Eurotatoria, Philodinida, Philodinidae.